AUGGCCUUUCUUGGAUCUCAGAAACAAUGUCUUUUUCCUAUAGUUAACCUGCUCUUUUUCUCAACAUUGACCUUCUCCCUUCCCUGUCCUCCCCUGCCUUCAGGAGACACUGCUGAGCCUGGUGUAUGUCCAACGGGCACACUGGCGCUGCUUCCAGUACCAGGGUCCUUAUGCCAGCAGGAGGUGCGGGGCGAGGCUGACCCCAGCACCUUCACCCCGAGCCUCUCCUUCCAAGGCCUGGUGGGUGUCUGGCCCUUACGCCUCCAGACCAGAGACGCCAUGCAGCUCCUGACACCACAGACACAGCAGCUCAGGGAGAGGAUUGGUGAGAAACUGCUGCAGCUGAGGAGGGAAGAGGCCGUGGUGCUGAGUGAGUCUCCGAGGCUGUGUCUGGUGUGUGACGAGCAGGUGGAGCAACACGCAGCCUUACGGAAGGGUAAGUGCACUACACACUAAGGUGUUUUUUCAUUCACAGACAAAACAUAAUGAAGAUAGUCUAAGUACUCUGAUGUACCCGAGGCAGAUCUUGGUACCUGCCAGAAUUUUUACCUCAAGAAGACCAAGUUUCCCUCACAUAUAUAUCUACUUGGACUGAAUUUCUUGUCCACACCAAACCCACUGAGGCAGCACAUGGCAUCUUUUUACCAGAGCUUUUACCUCAAAAAGACUCAGAGUUUCCCUCACAUUUACCAUUUAUAGAGGACUUCGUGGUGCAGUGGUUAGCACACUCGGCUCACAACCGAGAGAGCCUGGGUUCGAUUCCUGGGUGGAGUGGAAAAAUUUGGGCGGCUUUUCCGAUACCCCACGCCCCUGUCCAGCCAGCAGUGAAUGGGUACCAGGUAUUAAUCGGGGGUUGUGUCCUGUCUCCUGGGAUCUGUUCCCUUCUAUAAUUCCUUCCCUUCUGUCUCUCUCCGGCAUAUGACCACAGAUGUUGCGCCGACUAAACCAAACUUUCCAACUUUCUGCAUACCAUUUAUUUAUUUUCACCCAAUUCCUUGUUACAUAUGUCACCCAUUCAGGCAGCUUUAAUACUCUUUACCAGAGCUAGAAGACAAAGCUUUCCUCACUUAUCUAACCAACACUUAACCACCAUAACUUUGACCACACAUAACCCCUUGAGGCAGCUUUCUACCCUCGUACUAGAGCAACCUUUUUUACCAGACAAGUUUCCCUCACACCACAACACACAGAGGUACACACUAACUCACCCUCUCCCCCCUAC
This is a messenger RNA of Eriocheir sinensis (Chinese mitten crab), 1222 nucleotides long. RefSeq lists its product as uncharacterized. The record is from RefSeq and is a predicted model, not a curated record. Bases 1 to 456 code for a protein of 151 amino acids. The transcript is spliced from 2 exons. Lineage: Eukaryota; Metazoa; Arthropoda; Malacostraca; Decapoda; Varunidae.